CACGGGGGGAUACGCGAUACAUACCUCACACACGUCUUCGUCCCUCCAGCCUGUCCCGGUCCCCCGCCUCUUUAACUCCGCAUCAUCUCAUUCCCAUCCGCCUCUCGUCUCUCUCGUCCCCCCACCCCCGUGUCCAUAGAAAUUCUAUUCUUUGGUUGAUUGAUUCUUUAUUAUCAUUUUUUUUCUCUUCUACCUCUCAGAGGAGGAGAGGAGAUUUGGAGAAUAAUCAACGUGCAUUGCGCAGUUUCACACUCCCACGAUCCUCUCCAGGGCCGCCGCAAUGCGCGUCCUCGCCGUGGUCCUGCUCGCCGCGGCGUGCGCGGCGGCUGCGGCGGCGGCGGAGCUGCCGGAGUUCCGGGAGGCGCCGGCGUUCCGCAACGGAGCGGGGUGCGCGGGCGCGCCGACGAUCCAAAUCGCCAUGACGCUGGACGCCACCUACCUCCGGGGCUCCCUCGCCGGCGUCCUCUCCGUGCUUCGCCACGCCGCCUGCCCGGAGUCCAUCGCCUUCCACUUCGUCGCCUCCUCGGCCUCCCCCGCGCGCCGCCUCGCGGCGCUGCGGCGGGCCCUCGCCGCGGCUUUCCCCACGCUCCCGGCGACCGUCCACCGCUUCGACGCGCGCCUCGUCAGGGGCAAGAUCUCCACCUCCGUCCGCCGCGCCCUCGACCAGCCCCUUAAUUACGCGCGCAUCUACCUUGCCGACCUCCUCCCGCGCUCCGUCUCCCGCGUCCUGUACCUCGACUCCGACCUCCUCGUCGUCGACGACGUCGCCCGCCUCUGGGCCACUGACCUCGGCCCCGACGCAGCCCUCGCCGCACCAGAGUAUUGCCACGCCAACUUCACCUCCUACUUCACCGACGCGUUCUGGAGUCAUCCCGAGUACUCCUCCAUCUUCACCAACCGGGCGCGCGUCCCGUGCUACUUCAACACCGGCGUCAUGGUCAUCGACCUGGACAGGUGGCGAGACGGCGGGUACACCGCGAAGCUGGAGUACUGGAUGGAGGUGCAGAAGCAGGAGGCCAGGAUAUACGAGCUAGGGUCACUACCGCCGUUCCUCCUGGUGUUCGCUGGCGAGGUGAAGGCCGUGGAGCACCGGUGGAACCAGCACGGGCUCGGCGGGGACAACGUCGCGGGGCAGUGCCGGGAGCUUCACCCCGGGCCAGUGAGCCUUCUGCACUGGAGCGGCAAGGGGAAGCCGUGGCUUAGGCUCGACGCCGGCAGGCCGUGCCCGCUCGACGCGCUCUGGGCGCCCUACGACCUGCUCCGCCGCCGCGGCGCUCGCGACGACCUUCUCGCCGCCGUUGCCUGACAAUGCGGGGUCCGCAUCGCUGGAGCGAUCGGUUUGUUCGAGUUCAGAUCGGUGGUCUCGCGGCUCUCGUCGCGAGGUAGGUGUCGGCGCUGGGGCACUGACACUCCGGCCCGCUUGGCCUCCACGGAUGGGCCAACAUGGCUGAGGUUUGAGUGGCCCUGUCGGUACUGACACCCGGGCCCACAUGUUGGUGACGGAUGGCAAGAUUUUGUUCGGAGGGGGAGCUGACGACGCAUCGAUGGGUUGUGUACAGCUGUCACGUUUUUUUUUUGCCUGUUUGAGGGAAUAGACUAUCAGGUAUUCACAUUCCAUUCGUUUUUAGACGGGGUUAAAAAUUCGUUGUCGAUGUAUUCCAUAAUAAAAUACGCAACCAAAAUGUAUUACCAAAGGAAUAUUUUUUGGUAUGUUUGGAACUAGGGUUAUACACUUGUACUACUAGUAGUAGAUCAGAUGUUCAGUGGAAGCAGGAGAUGUUGCUAUUGGGAAACGGGAUAAAGCUUGGUGUAAAUGUAAACACUCCGUUUGUUAAUUGUUUUCGAGAACAGCUAAUUGGAUGUC
Molecule: messenger RNA, 1864 nt
Organism: Oryza brachyantha (malo sina)
Lineage: Eukaryota; Viridiplantae; Streptophyta; Magnoliopsida; Poales; Poaceae
Product: probable galacturonosyltransferase-like 3
Exons: 1
Coding region: 281-1306 (341 amino acids)
Cellular component (GO): Golgi apparatus
Molecular function (GO): glycosyltransferase activity
Source: RefSeq, a predicted model, not a curated record